AACAACAACCAGCACGGAGAGUAGAAGAAUCAAAAGCAAAGAAAACCCAACAAAAAUCAACUGCGAAAAUUUUAGUGCCUUGGUGCGCCACGAGUUUCCACCAAAAAACACACACAGCACAUACGUUGAAUAAAUGUUGCUGCAUAAAUGGCAAGCAAAUAGUUGAUGUGUGUUUGUGUGUGUGCAGCAAAUAUCAAAGCGACUUACAGUUACUCGAAAAAUAGUGCAACGCAACCAACUUCGAGAGCGAGAGCGAGCGAGAAAGAGAACAUCAUGUCCUGGACAGAGAAAGUGGACCCCGAGCUAAUCUUCACCAAGCAGGAGCGAAUUGGCAAAGGCUCCUUCGGGGAGGUCUUCAAAGGCAUCGAUAAUCGGACGCAGCAGGUGGUGGCCAUAAAGAUCAUUGAUUUGGAGGAGGCAGAAGAUGAAAUCGAUGAUAUACAGCAGGAGAUAAUGGUGCUAUCCCAAUGCGAUUCACCAUAUGUGACGAAAUACUAUGGCUCCUUCUUGAAGGGCACCAAGCUAUGGAUCAUUAUGGAGUAUCUCGGCGGUGGCUCCGCCUUGGAUCUGAUGAAGGCCGGUUCGUUUGAGGAGAUGCACAUUGGGAUCAUAUUGAGGGAGGUGUUAAAGGGUCUCGACUACUUGCACUCGGAGCGCAAACUGCAUCGGGACAUUAAGGCGGCCAAUGUACUCCUCAGCGAACUAGGCGAUGUGAAGCUGGCGGAUUUUGGUGUCGCCGGCCAAUUGACGAAUACGACAUCCAAGCGCAACACGUUUGUGGGCACACCCUUCUGGAUGGCACCGGAAGUGAUUAAGCAGUCACAAUAUGAUUCCAAGGCGGACAUCUGGUCGCUGGGCAUAACGGCAAUUGAGCUGGCCAAAGGAGAACCACCCAAUUCGGAGCUGCAUCCGAUGCGUGUGCUCUUCCUCAUACCCAAGAAUAAUCCGCCACAGCUUACGGGCAAUUAUACGAAGUCGUUUAAGGACUUUGUCGAAGCGUGUUUAAAUAAGGAUCCGGAGAAUCGUCCCACAGCCAAGGAGCUGCUCAAAUAUCCGUUCAUCAAGAAGGCCAAAAAAAAUGCUUACUUGAUUGAUCUAAUCGAUCGCUUCAAGAAAUGGAAACUCUCCAAGGGCGAUGAGAGUGAAACUGAAUCGGAGAACUCCGAUUCUGAUUCGGAUGCCAAGCAGGGCAGCGGUGGCGGCAGCGGCAGCAGUGCCGAUGAACCCUGGAUCAUGACCGUCAAGGGAUUGCACAUCAAUAGUGCUCCACGGGCCGGUGUGAACAGCUUCCAGCUGCAGGAGCACGAGCUUACCAUGCAGAAACUAAUGGCAACCACACAUUCACCAGCGGGCAAUCCCGCCAGCACCGCAUCCACGAGCAACAGUAUUGGAGCAGGAGCGGCAGCAGCAGCGGCAGCAACAACGCCUGGCAAUGACUCCCCCGCGCCCAACAAUAACAACAACAACAAUAGCAACAACAAUAACUUGAGCAGCAAAGCGACAACAACCACAAUGCUUAAUGCAACACCAACAGGCGGAUCAGGAAGCGGCGGCGGUGCAGGAGGUGGAGGUGGCGGCGCCGGAGUAAAGCAAUUGCAGGUGAGCAGCUCGACGUCGGCCAAUGAGUUGCUGCAACAGAAGCGUGCCAACUCAAAGCCAGAGUUGCGUCAAUCACGUUCUGCCACGCUGGAUCAGGUGGAGGAGCGACGCGCCUCCUUGGGCAUGCCACUGAAUAUGGAGCAGCAACAUCAACAGCAGCAGCGUCGCAGCAACAAUCGUGAAUCAUUCCAUGCAACAGGCAGCAGCAGCAGCAACAGCCACCAACAACAGCAGCAGCAACACCAACAGCAACAACAACAACACAACAACGAUUUAUCCAAUCAUGGCAAGCAGCUGGCCAACGAUCCUCGCCAGCGACUGUCGCAUCAUCAUCAUCAGCAUCAGCACAGCACGAAUAGCGCUUGCUUGAACAAUUUGCUCUUCCCCGUGCUGAGCGAUAUACAGCGGAAGUACAACAAUAGCAGCAAGAAUUUGCAGGGUGUCCACGGUGUCGGUGUGGGCAGUGAUAUUGGCGAUCUGAAGUCCGUCUUUGAGCUGGCCGAACGUUCCACGCCCGGCGUCAGUGAUCUGUUUAUGAAGGAGCUCAUCCAUAUGCUUGUGCCGGGCUAUUCGGAGACGCGCAUCAAUAAUAUCAUAGAUCGCGCCAUACGCAAUCGCAAAUAGGCAACCAAAAUUCCAAAUCAAAAAAACAUCUAAAUAUAUAUAUAUAUAUUUAUAUAUACUAUAUA
This is a messenger RNA of Drosophila grimshawi, 2288 nucleotides long. It is a transcript of the gene GckIII, whose product is annotated as serine/threonine-protein kinase svkA. The coding region runs from base 166 to 2223 and encodes 685 amino acids. NCBI's taxonomy places the organism in Eukaryota, Metazoa, Arthropoda, Insecta, Diptera, Drosophilidae. The transcript has 2 exons. Gene Ontology annotation, molecular function: ATP binding; protein kinase activity. The record is from RefSeq and is a predicted model, not a curated record. Gene Ontology annotation, biological process: protein phosphorylation.